Labrus bergylta (ballan wrasse) is the source of this 384-nucleotide messenger RNA. The record is from RefSeq and is a predicted model, not a curated record. Lineage: Eukaryota; Metazoa; Chordata; Actinopteri; Labriformes; Labridae.
AUGCACCUCUGUGACGUCUGCUGUAAGAUGUUCCAGACGCGAGGUCAGCUGAACGCUCACCUGAAGACGCACAGCGAGGAGAAGAUCGUGUGCAGCGUGUGCGGGAAGGCGUUAUCAUCGAGUGCGCACAUGAAGCACGACAUGAGGGUCCACAGCGGAGAGAGACCCUUCAGUGCUACAAGUGUGGACGCACGUACAUCUGUAACGGUCACCUCAGCUUCCACCUCAAGUUCCACUCGGGCGUCAAACCUCACGUGUGUCAGGUGUCGGGAAGCGUUCUUCCGUAAAGAACACCUGAACCAACCACAUGAGGACCCCGAUGGAGAGAAAACCGUACAAGUGCACCCGUGUGUGGGAGAGGCUUCACUCAGAGCCACUCCAUGA